Messenger RNA from Odobenus rosmarus divergens (Pacific walrus), 1251 nucleotides. RefSeq names its product chromosome unknown open reading frame, human C14orf79 (gene CLBA1). The coding region runs from base 1 to 1251 and encodes 416 amino acids. Gene Ontology annotation, biological process: intracellular transport. NCBI's taxonomy places the organism in Eukaryota, Metazoa, Chordata, Mammalia, Carnivora, Odobenidae. The transcript has 6 exons. Gene Ontology annotation, cellular component: trans-Golgi network membrane; AP-1 adaptor complex. Gene Ontology annotation, molecular function: clathrin binding. The record is from RefSeq and is a predicted model, not a curated record.
AUGCAGGGCCAGCGGCAGCGGGGGGCAGGGCCUGGCCAGACACCCCCUCCCAGCAGGUGUCGGAGCGACCUCGCAGAGGAAGCAGGCGACGUUUCCCUCUGCCCGGCUUCUAAAGACAGCGGUGCAAGCAAGGCGCCAGGGGGGCGGAGAGGCGCUGGCGCCGAGUGUCUCUCCGGGGGCGGGGAGGGCUUUUCUACCUGCCCCGCCGGCGGCCCGGACCCCGGGGAGCACAACAGCGCCUGGGGGGAGUUUGAAGGCUUUCAAGAAUCUUCGGCCAAGUCUGAACAGUUCUCCCCAAACUUUGAGCUCCCGGAGAGACCCCCACAUCCUCGGCGGCAGUCAGUGGCUUCUACCCAAAAGGAGCGUGGUUCUCGCCAGCCUCCCCAGGGCGGGCCUGGGGUGCCAGGAGCCGCGGGCAGCUCACCUUGUGAGGUAUUUCUACAGCAGACCCUCCGGCUUCGCCUCUCAGUGCGCACACCCACCCUCACCUCCAGCAUGCGCUCAGUGCGCACACCCACCCUCACCUCCAGCAUGCGCUCAGUGCGCACACCCACCCUCACCAGCCUCUCAGUGCGCACACCCACCCUCACCUCCAGCAUGCGCUCAGUGCGCACACCCACCCUCACCUCCAGCAUGCGCUCAGUGCGCACACCCACCCUCACCUCCAGCAUGCGCUCAGUGCGCACACCCACCCUCACCUCCAGUCCCCUGCUUCUGCCCACCUACAAGGACGUGUUCAGGUUUGUUUUUCAAGAAGUACCAGUCCAGCAGGCAACUGAAGGCGUCUCCCCCUUAGACUGCAUCUUAGAACUGCCCGGCUGUGAAUCUGGACAGCAACUGUGUUCUGAAUCUAGAAAACUCUGGAGAGCUCUUCAGAACACAAAUAGCACAUCGGCCUCUCGAUGCCUCUGGAGUGAGUCCCGUUGCCAGGAAAAUCUCUUCCUCGUUCUUGGAAUAGAUGCUGCUCAGAAGAACCUUUCCGGAGACCUGGGUCACAUUCUGGAAAGUUCCGACCUCCAAGAGCCUGAAGAACUGGGCGUGCCCACCUUCCGUCUGCAGCCCUGCAGAGCCCUGAUCCAGACCAAGCUCUCAGGGACUUCCGGCGGCAGACAGGGGAGCCUGCUUGCAUGCAGCCUCUUUCUGAAGACCCCCUUACACAGAAACGGGCAGUACCUCACAGUUCCAUGGAAAAAGAAGAUCUUCAAUCCACGUAACCUAAAAAUGACCUUGUUUAAUAGUGACGUUUGCUAA